Strongylocentrotus purpuratus (purple sea urchin) is the source of this 7133-nucleotide messenger RNA. RefSeq lists its product as uncharacterized. Lineage: Eukaryota; Metazoa; Echinodermata; Echinoidea; Camarodonta; Strongylocentrotidae. Bases 574 to 6054 code for a protein of 1826 amino acids. Gene Ontology annotation, molecular function: zinc ion binding; K48-linked polyubiquitin modification-dependent protein binding; linear polyubiquitin binding. Gene Ontology annotation, biological process: protein linear polyubiquitination; signal transduction. Gene Ontology annotation, cellular component: LUBAC complex. The record is from RefSeq and is a predicted model, not a curated record. The transcript has 24 exons.
AUCAUCACUUCUCGAUCACUUUAAACAUUUCAACAUUCAAUCGAAAUUUUCUUCAUCUGACUUAGAUAAUCUUCAUAUUUCUCUGCAAUCCACUCAGAGAACAAUCUAAAUUACCUCUUGUGCUAGCCAAGUAGUUUUGUGAUGUAAUCUGUGGUGAAUUUGCGAAAUACAACAUGGGCAUUGUGUAAUAUUUGCUUAUUUUUGUGGUAUGUGGUGAUUGCAUGGUAAUUCUGCUCAGCGACCGCCCCCGUUUCACAAUCAUGUUCGCUAAGGAGCGGGGAUACAAUAUCUCACUCUGUGUUGUAUAAUGUUCAAAGUAAAUGCACUGGUGCCAAAGACAGUGCAUAGUGCUUAUAUUAUAACGACAUCGCGUUACGCCGUUGUUGGUACAUGUUGGCAAUGCAGCGGACUAGAUCGACGAUGGGAUCGACGAGUGUCACGCUAACUGAAUCGUUAUCCUGGAUUUAGUUGAAAUUGAGAGAGUAUAUGACACAUGAUUAUAAGUGCGUUCGACAGUCAGGUUUAUCAUUUAUUGAAGAAUUAGGAACUCUGGAGAUCCUGUGAUAAAGAAUCAUGAAUCAUCAUAGACAAGAACAAAGUAAUCAUGGCAGACCACUUCAAUCUCCGCUGAGAAGGAUAGUCAAAGACUCUUUUCCUGCUGAUGAAAGAGAGAUGGAUGUGAAAAUUCUGGGCCUUCACCAACAACUGGAAGAGGAGAUUAAAAUUGCAUGUCUGGACAAGAGUAUUAGAGUUGUUUUUAUAGCAAAAUUUCACCCUUUGUGUUCGCAAAUCAUCUUAUUGAAGUGGGUUGAAACGAGCUGGCCAUUUGUUUAUUCCUGCUUGGAUUUCCCUGAUAUCUUGAGACUCAAUGAAGAGGCAUGCAGAGAAACGACCCAAAUGGUUGCGCUAAGAGAUGCUAUUGGCCUGCUAUUCAGAUAUGGUGUGAACCUUUUGAAACCAGAUGUAUCUACAAGUACAGCCUGGAGAGUCAUCAGUUUUGACAAUUCAAUGUACAGCUCUAAAGUUAGCAUACUGAAGGGUCACAAACAAAUACUCUAUCUGUACGGUUAUGCCAAAGAAUUGAGUUACGGAUUGAGCUUCCCAGAUGCCUUACGUACUCCAAACACUGAUACUGUGGCCAAGGUCGCUGCAGACUUGGCUAUUGCUUACUAUGAAUUUGACAUGUACAUCUCUCGCUCACAUCCACACCCUAAGAGGAUUGUGACAAUGAUUCAGAGUGCAACGAAUAGGACACAAACUUUUAAGAACCCAGAUAAACAUACUGUCCAUGCCUCUCCAAGUUAUAGAAGUCACAGCUCAGAAAGUUCACUUUCAGAGGAGAAGGAGAAGGAGUCCAUGUUACAUAAUGUUAGAAAUGAAGAUAAUCCCCUUCUUAAAAGUAGUUAUCAGAUACACGAGCCAGAGGGGUUCCCAAAGGUUUUUACUGCACAUAUGGGACAGGAGAAGCAGUCGAAUAUUGAACAGAAACAGGCUGGACAAAUCAACAUGCAGUCAUCAUCACAAUUACCGCCAUUAUAUAACCAAGUGCAAGUCAAGUUGACAAAAUGCGGGAUCUGCAAGCAGAACACAGCAAAUGUGAGAUGCAACAUGUGCUCCCAGCCCCGCUGUAAACGCUGUGAUGAGCUCUGGCACAAGCAUCCUCAGCGGCAAGGCCACACACGUCACCACAUCGAGGAACUUGAGGCUCCAAGAGCGCUGCAGCUUGAUGCAAACAUCAGUCAAAGGCAUCCUGGUGCACUUGCGUUUCCACCAGUCAUAGAUAAGGCAACCAUCAGGGAGACUCGUCUGCCAGGAGGUAAUUCUGCAAGGAUGGAUGAAUUGUCUACCAUUCCGGAGGCAUCUUCGUCCAAGGAAAUGACUGUUUUAGCUGGAACCAAUGGUCCACCAGACUCGCCUCCACUCCAGCAGGGCCUUGAGCUCAUGGCGGAAACCCCUUCUGUGAAUUGUGACUUCUGCAGUACAAAGCCCGGCAAGAAGUUUUGCGCAUCAUGUGAGGAGACAUACUGUGUAGAAUGCGAUGAUAAGCGGCACAGCAAUCAACGAAGAAAGAGCCACAAAAGACAGGAUGUGACACAGACUCCUCAACCAGGAAGUUCAAGCGACAUUCAGACCAUGUUGCCAGACCAAGACCCUUUUCAGCUGCCCAAAAAUGUGGAACUUGAUUCAUUAAUCUCAAACUACUACUCGGUCCCUGGGGAACCUGCUGAACCUGGUGAUGCAUCAUACUUCACCAGUGAGGAAGAUCUUGAUGUCAGAGCACCUCCGACUGAUAGUUAUCGUCAACCAAUGCUGGGUGCAGGCGUACAAACCAAGCUAGGACACAAAUCACCCAACUCUGAGGAAUCACCCUAUGUAGCUCCACAGGACAUCACUGUGGGUGGAACAAGCAAAGAAGCUGAUUUCCAGACUGAACUUGGCAUCAUCACCGCUGAAGACAUUGCUACCUUAGAGAAGUUAUUUAGUGUACGAGGUCUGAGAGAAAAUGAAAUGGAUCCAAUUAAGAGAGCAGAGCUGAUGCGAGAAGAACAGAAACUCACAACGAUGCAUGAAGAAUUGGAGAGGAAGUUGAUAGUACUUCAAGGUCAGUCAUCAGGUACUCAACGGGCUAGUCCACAGAAGGUUCCAACGGGUGCUGCAAUUGCUGCAGGAGCUGCAAUGACCAUACCCCAAGGCAAGGUGAUUCCUUCUGUGACUUCAGCAGGAAACAUGGCUUCAUCCACCAGUCCCCGAGAGAUCAGGCAGCAGAUCCCUGAUCCUGCCAAGGCACCUAAACAGAAAUCCAGAGACAUUCUCCAGGAUGACCAAGAAGGAUGGACCUGUCAACACUGCACGUUCCUCAACACCAACAUGGAAUCAAACGUCUGCUCAAUGUGCGACAAGACGUCCUUCCUAAAGGCCAAGAUCCAGCCAACAGUGAGAUCGAAGAAAACAAAACCUGAACAGUCAAAUUCUAAGGUGGAGAUCCAACCUCUCACUAAAGUAGAAAGGAGGAAGAAGAAUGCAGAGUAUUAUCAGCAGCUAGAGGCAGAGAUGCUGGCUGAGAAACAGCAUGCCAAAGAGGAAUAUUCCAGAAAUCCUGGAAGCCUCCAGGCUGACCCUACUGGUCAGGAACCGAAGAAAGCUGUAGUGAAGUCCAGACCACUCUCUGAUACUGAUCUCUUGGAACUUUCUCAAGCAAUUUCGAGUACCGGUAGCUUCACCAAGCUUGGAUUUGAACUUGGAUUUUCUCAUCAUGAGCUGAAUCGACUAAAAGUGAGGGAUCCAACAGGAACCAUCGGGGCAAGCACCUAUGAAAUGCUGAAGAUGUGGCAAGGUGAUGUCAGAGGACACGAGCAGAGACCAAAGCUGAAGCAGGCCUUGGUGAAUGCAGAUCUACGUGCUUAUGUUGAUUUUUUUGAUGAAAACAGGUUUACCAAAGGACCAGAUGAACCCAGGGUGUCUUCACCGAGAACAAAGGCAGUACGUGACGGUAUGACUCCACCUAGCAUUAUGUCCACACCCAGUGGUAUGACAACAUCUGGUGAGGUCUCAGAUGAAGACCUUUUGCUACUCUCAAGGGAGAUCCCAGUCGACAAGAUACAUGACCUUGGGUUCGAACUUCGAUUCCCAUAUUCAAAAGUACAACACCUCUUGCACAUGCACAGGAUGGAUGCACAGGAUGCCAUAUUGAACAUGCUGCAGGAGUGGAAAAGUCGGACAACACGUGCUGAUCAACGCAGAGAGUUGAACAACAUACUGAAAGAUUCCAGUUUAGGGGGACUGACUUUAACUGAGGCUGUGUCAAAACCAAACAUCGAAGCCAGGGAACCCAGAGGCAUCACUGAUAUGGAGUUAUACGAGUUGGCAGACUCUCUCAAUGCUUCCAACAUCACACACCUUGGGUUGUAUCUAGGGUUUGGUAUGGCAGCGAUAACCCGCUACCAGCAUGAAGCUGCCCUGGGGUCACCCAGGGAAGGAACCACAAGGUUGCUUAUGGACUGGAGAAACCAUAAACCUGAGAUCGACCAGAGAGAGUUUCUUGCAAAUGUUUUGUAUCAGAUCGGGUGUGAGCGCCUUGGAGAGAAGAUCAAGAAGUAUUCAGGCUUUACACGGCAUCAUGAUACCUUUGAGGAGAGUCUGCUGCAGCAGCAGCUGUCCCAUGCCACAAGCUUUGGGGACCUCUCGUACUUGAAGGGCGAGGAAAAGACGAAAUAUGAAGAGAUGCGCACGGCAUCGUUAAACCUCAUCGCCGAGCUAAGGGAGGCUGAAUCACAAGGCAUACCCCCGGGACGUAUACAGUGCGCCCUCUACAUCAUGGAGGAGACAGGGGAUGACCUCACUGACCCUAUAGCAUGGAUCGCUGACAACUGGUCAGAUGUUGUUCAGGAUCUUGCGACUAAGGCCACCCAGGAGCUCAGGGAAAAUCUUGAAGUUGAUGUAGACACCAAAAUAAUGGAACUUGUCCAGUUGAGUGUGGAAUCAGCAGAGAAGUGCCUUGAGGAAUGCUCCGGAAACACGCAGGAAGCCAUCAAGGAGUGCACUCAGAGGAUACAAGAAAAGAUCUUAGAAAUCCAAGAGGUCGGUAGCUACUCCGUGGAUGACAUUGUUGCCAUUUUGAAGCAGGAUGAUGUGAGGGGGGAUCCUGAGAAGGCUCUAGACGCCCUCCAGGUGAAGGCUAUGGCUGAGUAUGUGGACAGGGUCUGGACACCAACACAUGAUGAUGACAAUGAGUACUUCCAAGAGGCCAUCAAAAAUGAUGAUCGCUCUAUCAGGAUGUUAAUGGUUGAGUAUAACAUGCGCAGCUGGGGCCGUGCACAGACAGCCGCCAAGCUAAUCAUACGCAAGGAGUUUCUAGUGGACGAUGUUGUGACAGCUGCGGAGGAAUGCGGAGAUCUGCGACGUUCCGAAGUCUUCUUGAAGCAAAUGUGCUCAGUCUGUUAUAUAGAUCUACCAAGAAACAAGCUGAUGUCAUUGAUCAAUUGCCAGUGCAUGAUGUGUCGUGAUUGCGUCAUCGAGCAUUUCGAGAUCAUUGCCAAGGACAAAAGCAUCAUGAAAGGCAAAUGUCCGCAUUGUGAUCAGCCUGACCUGGAUGAUCCUGCCGUGGCAGCAGACUAUUUUGCAUUCCUGGAUAUCCUUCUGCGUGACAUGCUGAGCCCUGAUGUGUAUGAGCUGUUUCAGAGGAAGCUCCGGGAUUGGAACUUGAUGCAGGAUAAGAAUUUCUGCUGGUGUGCACAUUGCAAUUCUGGCUUCAUCAACGGAGCACCAGACAGGCGCAAGAUGCGAUGUCCCGAGUGCAACAAACUGACCUGCUUCCAUUGUAAGAAGCAAUGGAUGGACCAACAUGAGGGUAUCAGCUGUGAGGCGUUCCAGCAGUGGAAAGAGAACAACGACCCUGAUCUACAAGCCCAGGGUCUGGCUGCCCAUCUCAAUGAAAACGGCAUUGAAUGCCCUCGCUGUAAGAUGAGGUUUGAGUUGGCCAAAGGUGGAUGUAUGCAUUUCAAAUGUCCUCAGUGUACCUUCGAAUUCUGCUGCGGAUGCAGUCAACCAAUGAAAAGAGGAGAUGCUUGUCACAAGUUUGGUUCCUGCCUUCGUAAGGGUCUCCAUGCCCACCAUCCCAGGGACUGUCUCUUUUAUCUCAGGGAUGAGGACGUCAACUUCCUCCAAAAACUUCUUGAUGAUGCAGGCGUGGAGUACAACAAGGAGCCUCCAGAAGGAGCCGAGGAGAACGAGGAGGGGGUAUGUGGGGUCAAGGAGCAGAAGGAGGGGCCCCUUGGCUUGGAGGAUGAUAAGUGCGGCAGGAAAGUGACCCAUGGAAAUGCCGGACUCUGCAGGCUACACUACAUUGAGUACCUAGUGGGUUUGAUCAACGUUAAGAACAUUGACCCAGCUAAGAGUUUCCCCAUCACACAGCUGGAUGCUAUAUUGAAGCGUGAAGAGAUCGCGGUUCCAGACAGACGGCCAGGUGAAGCGGAUCCCGAUUACAGGAGGCGCCUCCUUCAGAAUGUGCAAACUCAACUUCCUCUUAAAAAGGCUUCAAAAGACAAAGUGAGGUGAAAGGAAAGUGCAACUAAAUUCUGCAGUGAAGAAAAAUAGAUGCAAUAAAGGAGAAGAGAAGGCUGCAUGCAUAAUUGGUAGGAAAAAAGGGGAACUUGCUUCCAAAAUAGAAGUUAAAAGGGGAGAAGAGAAGAUAGAAGGAGGAAAAGAAAUAAUGCAUCCAGAGAUAAAGCUAGAGGGAGGAAAAAAGAUCCAUGGAAGGAAUGCUGGAAGAUUGCUGGAGGUUUGGAGAGUUCAGCAAUGCCGAGGAGAGGAGGAAACGCUCAUGGAUGGGUGGAGGAAGCUAGUAGAGGAUGGUGGAGAUGAGGAAGAUUCAGACUGGAAGAAAUGAAGGAGAUUCAGACUGGAAGAAAAGAAGGAGAUUCAGACUGAAAGAAAAGAAGGAGAUUCAGACUGGAAGAAAAGAAGGAGAUUCGGACUGGAAGAAAAGAAGGAGAUUCGGACUGGAAGAAAUGAAGGAGAUUCGGACUGGAAGAAAUGAAGGAGAUUCGAACUGGAAGAAAUGAAGGAGAUUCGGACUGGAAGAAAAGAAGGAGAUUCAGACUGGAAGAAAUGAAGGAGAUUUGGACUGCCAAGGAAGAAAUGAAGGAGAUUCGGACUGGAAGAAAAGAAGGAGAUUCGGACUGGAAGAAAAGAAGGAGAUUCGGACUGGAAGAAAAGAAGAAGAUUUGGACUGGAAGAAAUGAAGGAGAUUCGGACUGGAAGAAAUGAAGGAGAUUCGGACUGGAAGAAAAGAAGGAGAUUCGUGGGAAGAGGAUGGAAUGUUCUAGAUGUUGUGGAGGUGAGGAUGAUAGGGAGGGUACCAGGGAUAAGGAGAAGAAGGGGAUUAUCAGAGGAUGCACCGUGAUGGGAUCUUCACUAGAAAGGCACUGAAUGUACCAGAUGUGAUGGAGCCUGAGAGCACAAGGAGGAGUGUUGCGAGGGGCUGGAGGAGAGGAACCAGAAGACGCAGGAUAAUGAGGAAAGUAAGGAGAAUGAUGUUGAGGGGAUGAGCUAGAGAAGGAGUGCUAUGAGGGGCUGGAGGAGAGGGUGGAGGAUAACAAGGUUCUGGGAUGGAUCUGGAGAAAGAUGAAGUGGGA